AGGGACGCUUCUGGUCGUUGUCAGCAACCGCCCAGCAACCAGGAAGCACGGGGGAAAAAACCAUCUUGAAGACGAAAACAAGCAUCUUUUAUGAAACUGUUAUUAGUGCAUGUAAACGGAACACGGCACCAAUACUGUUCGUCCUCAAUUAACUUUCGUGGUGAUUACCGUGUGUUUCCAACUUGCCAUGUAUCUCGGAGACGGACUGCUCUUUGAACUUCAAAAUGGAAAACCCAAGUUGAUUAUGGUCAACCACGCCGUCGAGAGGAAUCUUUUCAAGAAUUCCUUCACGCCUCACCAAACCUACAUCCUCAACAGCAGGCAGCCGCCCUGUGCGGAGAAUGUGCGGCCACCGCAUCCGGUGGGGCGGCGCCCGGCCGUGCAGCACUCGAAGGCUCCCAGAGGUGCCAAGGCACAGGCGGCAGGGAGCGAAACCUCCUUUAAGUCCAGCGGGGCAGCGGACAAAAUGCGAGCCAGUCAGAUGGCCUCCAAAACACGAGAGCAUCGUGCGGCGGCCACCAAAGUGGAAACUGCACCCAAGGAGGUGACGUCUGAGUUUCGGAAAAGCUGCUCUACCUCAGCCAAAGGAAUAGCCGCACAGUCUGAAAGAUGGGCUGAGACGUCCAACAUCAAGUUGAAACUAAAGGACUCGCUCAAUGAGAAAGGGCCGAAAGAUGUAGCGGCACGUUUGAGCGGCGAGCAGGUGCGACACAGUCUCAGUGAUGUCCAGCCCUCCAGCUACGACCAAUCCACUGCAGAGGAGCACAGAGUGUCCAGUCAGCAUGUAGAGGACGAAGUGGGAGGGCGAAAGAUGGACGACGACAGAGUAGGAUGGGGUGAAACCACAAGUGGAAAGUCACCACCUAACGAGAACAGGUCUCACGGAGUUCUGUUUGGCUGGCUGGAGCAGUGCGACACUAACAACAGAGCAUCAGUGGAAACCAAGAAGGCUCAGUGGAGGCAACAACUGAACGAGCAGGUUGGCUUGAAGCAGCAGCAACAACAACGUUGUUCAACCUCACUCGGGCUCCAGGCAGAGGAAGCAGGAAGCGCAUCUUCAGUUCAGCUGGAGGGUGGCCACAGAGAGCAGCCGGCAGCCAUCAGGUCAAGCCUUAGACUCGGGGCGGUGACUCCGAUGGAGGAGGCUUUGGUCUGGGAGAGGAGAGAGGAGCAGAGGAGGCUCUGGCUGGAGGGUCUGGACAAACAGAGGGAUGAGAUCAGUCAGCGGAGGAAGCGAGAGAAAAUGCUUCUCAAUCAGAGAGAAAAUCACGAGCUGUGGGCGGCACACUUUGACUCAUUGCAGCGCAAACCUCCUGCAGUGACUCUCGCCCCACCCGCGGCCCUUCCCGCGGCCCCACCCACGGCCCCACCCACGGCCCCACCCACGGCCCCAACCUUGGCCCCAACCUUGGCCCCCUCUGGCGACCGGGAGGCAUCGUCCAGCCUGUCCCUGAUGUGGGACACCUCCAGCAGCUGCGGAGGAGCAGAGAGUGCAGGCCGAGCCAGCGUGGACGCCGGCAGCAGCGACUACCCCACCAAGAGCAGCUAUCUGCGGAGCAUGACGGCCCUUCUGGACCCCGUCCAGAUGGAGGAGCGUGAGAGGAGGAGGCUCAAGCAGCUGGAGCAGCAGAGAGACAUCCAAACUCAGGUGGAGGAGCGCCGGCGGCAGAAGCAGGAAGAAGAGGCCAGGAGGAAAAAGGAGGAGGAAGAGGAGGAGAGGAGAAUCACGCUGGAGAGGGACCUGCUGUACAGGAGGCACCAGCAGGAGGACCUCAAGCAUCAGGAGAAACGCGAGGAGAAAAAGCAACCAAAGAUGCAAGAUAACGAUGGUGAUGCCAGAAAAGUGAAAGAGCCAACGGAUAUGCGCAUGUUACAUGCGGCCGCUAGUGUGGAGGACAAGAGAGACACGGCCGUGCAGACGGAAGUGGCCCUUCCGCCCGUCAGAGCAGAGUGCCCCCCACCUCGCAGCCGCCAGGACAGAGCAGGAAAGGAAAACGCCGGCGUGUCCGGAGGAGGAAAAGGAGGCGGGGCCUACGAGACGAGGAGGCCGGAGUGGAACACACACAGGCCGAGUCGACGCUUCGUUCCCGCAUCGGAGCGUUACCCGGCCACACUGCAAAGGAGCAGGCGGGAGAGUCGACUCAAGAGGCAGGAGGAGAUCCUCAAUUUGCAGCACAGGAACUGCCUCCCAGCAAGUCGGCCCCCGAGCCACAAGGUGGAUGCUGAUCGUACGAGCGUUUCCGCUAUAAGAGGGCGCUCUCCUCCCAUCACGCAACCUUCCUUGCAGUUCAUCCCAUAUGUCCGCACCGAUGAUGUCAUCCACUUGGACUCCACUGAGACGUCUGCCGCGCCCCCUCCUCACACCCACACAGCGCCAAGCUGGGCACCUCCUCCUGACGCCUCCUCGUGCUCUUCCUCCCCUGGAGAUCUUCUUGUCCUGCGUGGCAAACAGCGACAGCAGGAAAUCCUCAGAGGCCUGACGCAACUACGACAGGGUUUGCUUCAGAAGCAGAAGGAGCUGGAGAGUGAGGUUCGACGUCACGGCAACGAGCUAUUGUCUCCCUCCAAAUGUUAGACGGGCACAACAUUACCUCGGGAUCACUUUUUCCUCCUACGUUUCAAGUCCGGCGGCCAACACCAACCGACGUGUUUCAGAGUCGCCCACCACUGAUGAAGCAACAAUGCAGUUUGCUGGGUUCUGCGUAAAAGGCCGAACGUCAAUAAAUGGCAUUUUUGCAAGAUGAGUGAAAAGGGCACUGCUCUGUCUCACAUUGUUUUAAAUUGCAUUUUCUUGUAUAUAAAAGUUUAGAA
Syngnathus acus (greater pipefish) is the source of this 2811-nucleotide messenger RNA. It is a transcript of the gene ccdc66, whose product is annotated as coiled-coil domain containing 66. Gene Ontology annotation, biological process: cilium assembly. NCBI's taxonomy places the organism in Eukaryota, Metazoa, Chordata, Actinopteri, Syngnathiformes, Syngnathidae. The transcript has 21 exons. The record is from RefSeq and is a predicted model, not a curated record. Gene Ontology annotation, molecular function: microtubule binding. Bases 188 to 2575 code for a protein of 795 amino acids. Gene Ontology annotation, cellular component: microtubule; cilium.